UAAGAGAGCGGUAAAAGAUUUAAUUAUUAAAUUGCUUAGUGUAGUUCGAACAACCGUUUUGUUUGGUAUUUCAUUCGUAUAUAUUUCUUUCUGGAGAUUUGUACAAAUUCUAAAAUGGGCCCAGAAAUAUUCCACAUUUGAAUUUUGACACGUGAUUUCUUACUGUUCUUGAGGAUUAUAAUAAUGAUAAUUUACCUAGCUUAAAAUUAAAAGAUCACAAUUCAAAUUCUUGAUUCAGUAAUCUUCUUCAUAAAAAAAAGAACAACAAAAGAAAUCACUAAGAAGAAAAUUAUUUCAUUCGAAUAAAAAAAAAAUUCAAUGAAUUUAAACCAAUUUAUUAAUGUGUUGUUCCCUUUUUUUUUUUUUGUUUGAGUUGAAGAAUUAUAUGCAAAAUUAUAAGUUAUGAUUGUAAAUUUUAUGGCUCUUGCAAUCGUCAAAUCGGUAAUAGCGAAACGUUAUGAAGACGAUAGCAUCAAUAGGCGGAAAUAGCAGCAUGGUGAAUCUAUAGAAAGAGUGAGCACAACUGACAAACGAACUAAACCACAGUCAACCGUAUCAAAGAAGAAGGAAAACAAAUCACGAAAGAAAAACAAAACAGACACUAAUGCUCUUGAAAGCCGAACCAAACAAUCGAACAAAAUGAAUCCAAAUGUCAUAAAAACCAUCAUAUUAUUGCUCGAUAUCAUCGCAUACAGACUAUUCUUCGUUGAAGGAUGUGUAUUUUACGAUAAAAAUGGCAUUGAAAGUGAAUUGGAAACUACAAAAUUCAUUCGAAUACGUGAAAACCUACAAAUUGGCGAUGAAAUUUUGAAUGUACGUGCAUAUCCACAGAAAACUGUAUUUAUCAAAGGCACCAGCGAAAAUGCAGACGAUGUGCGAUAUUUUAAAUUAAAAACCGUGAACGAAACAAAUAUCCAAGUUUUAUUGGAUCGAUCGAUUGAUGAUUUAGUCGAUUGCGAUGUGCCACAAAAUGUAUUAAAAUUCAAAAUUGAAUGUAUGAGCAAGAGUGGACGAGUGGAGGAGACAUCAUUUUUAACCGUGAAUGUAUACAUUGAAGAUAUCAAUGAUCACGCACCGGAAUUUGAAAAUUUGCCAUAUCUUACUUAUGUGGACGAAUUAACGUCGGUGGGUGCGAAAAUUUUUACCGGCAUAUCGGCAUUCGAUCGUGAUAAGCCACACACACCAAAUUCUGAUGUGCAAUAUUCCAUCGAUUUGCCCGAACAAGAUGCCCAUUUUGCUCUCGAAAGUCCACAUCGGCCGCACAUCAUUUUGCGACGUGCACUUGAUUUUGAUGAAGGAAAACGCAUGUUUGAAAUUCCCAUCGUCGCAACCGAUCGUGGAGACAAUGCGAAAUCGUCAACAGCCAUGCUGAUGAUUAUGGUUAAAGACAGCGAUGAUCUACCGCCAAAGUUUACGGAGAGCAUUUUUCGGACGAAAAUUAACGAAUUUUCCCCAAUUACCGGUCAGCAUAUAAAAAUGCCUUUAUCGUUUUCACCACCGAUCAUGGCAUACGAUCAAGAUUCUCUGAAUACGACGUUGAUUUAUGACAUCAUUUCGGGCAACGAUCGAAAUCUAUUUUCCAUCAAUGCCAACACGGGCGUGUUGUAUUUAACCACUGAAAUUGAUCUGGAAGAAGAAACGUUGCCAGGAAAUACGUUUGUACUACAAAUUGAGGCUCGUCAAAAAGAUACGCCGAUCAAGCGGGCAGUGGCACGAGUCGAGGUUGAAAUUGUCGAUUUAAAUGAUAAUCGGCCGGAGUUUGAAGUUGAAUUUUAUAAUAUAUCCAUCGUUGAAAAUCUUCCCAGUGGUUUCAGUGUUUUGCAAGUGAAUGCAUUGGAUCGUGAUCAGGGUGAUAAUGCGGAUUUUCUGUAUAUGAUAAGCAAAGAAAGUCCAAAAGGUGCAUUUUUGAUUGAUCCACGCACCGGGUGGAUCACAGUGCGUGAUCAAGAACUGUUAGAUCGUGAAGUGCGAACGAAAAUUCGGCUCACCAUCGAAGCGGUUGAAAAGAUUGAGCCACACGGGAAGAAGAAUCAAAAACCAAGCACCGUCGAAAUUGAAAUCACUCUGUUGGACGCCAAUGAUAAUACACCUGCAUUCGAAAUGGGCAAUUUGUACGAGUUCAAAGUAAAUCAACAAGCAUCUAUUGGCCAUAUUGUUGGAUAUAUCACCGCCAAAGAUCCAGACGAAGGCCGCAACGGCAUGAUUUUGUAUGAAUUGCAACAACCAAAGGGUGGCACCGGUGGUACCGGACACGUUCCGUUUAAACUCGACCCAAAAACUGGCGCAUUGAUUGUCUCGAAUACUUUGAAGAAGGGGCGUCUCGCUAUAUUCGUUGAAGCUAGCGAUCAGCCCGCCAAUCCAUCGGAACGCCGAUUUUCAUUGGCUGUAGUCACUGUUGAGGUGGUUGCCAAAGUUUUUGAUGGAUCUCUGGAUUUCAUUGGCGCUCCCUAUGAAUUUUGGGUCGGAACAAACGCUCCGAUCGGCUAUUCGGUCGGUCAUAUCAAAACCAAUUUUGACUGGGAUGGUGGCGAAUAUGUUAUGUACGACUUGCUACAUUCAUACUCAGAAGGUGUUCCGUUUGCGGUUGAAGAAAGAUCCGGAAUUGUAACGGUCAUUCGAGAUUUGGCCGAUUAUGAUCGAAAACUGUAUGAGUUCGAAGCAGUUGCUGCACAUUUCUCUCCUGAAAAGCCACGGGCAAACACAAACCAUUUGACAAAACACACAUCUAAGUCGGGUCGUCAAAUCACCAAAAAUGGCGAUGUAUUUGAAUUGGAACAAGGCAUUGUCACUGAUAAUGAAAACGUUCUUAUUACAAAUGUUACAGUCCAUGUCGUCAAUCCAGAUGAAGAGGCUGGCAUACUAAUGAGAGGAACAACUAACGAUCCGAUAGAGUUCCACAUCCGUGAAAAUCUAGCGGAUGCAAUGAUCGGUCAAUUGAUUUAUAAAAAUGUGACGAGAGAGGAGCGAAAUCGAUCGGUGAAUCUAAGGCCAAGUUUGCCACCGGCGCCAUCGGCAACAUCGAUGCCGAUGUCGAAUCUAACGGCACGACAUGAGCGUUACUUGAAUUCACGAUUCAAUAAGAGUAAAAUGAAGAUAAAGAAAGGUCCAGUGCCAUACAAGCGUACACAUCGAAAUGUCAAUUUGGAAGAUCAAUUUUAUGUGUCAGUCACUCCGUCCGUGUUCUACAACGAUGACUCGGUGGCAGUUGAAUCGGAAAAGAUGAGUGUAGAAAUAGCAGCGCAUCCAGUGACAACGCGAUCAAUAGUAACGGUGACCUCACGAACAUCGUCAACAUCGUCAACGGCCGUGACUAAAUCGAUGCCAACAACUGAGCAUAUAAUGACACACGAUAUGACAACGUUAGACGAUUUGUUGGAUGAUAUAUCGAGCAAACGGUCAAAUACAAGCACAACCUCAAUAUCAAAAGUGGUUUUAGUUACACCGAGACCGUUGCUGCGCAAGCUGAAUAACGAAAAGUCGCGUUUCUUCCCCAAUUUGCAGAAUUUAACUCGAUCGGGCAAACAGGUGAAUCGACAGCGCUACGAAUCGAAUACCAACAAACGCGGUUUGAGAUUUGUAAUCGCAAAUCAACAUGACGUCAACAAUAUGAUAACCAUCACAAACGAUGGUACAUUGAUGACCCUAAAGCCGCUGGAUCGGGAAGAGCGUGAUGUUUAUCAUUUGACCAUCAUCGCCGAAUAUGUGCAAGGCUAUGUGACGGGGGCUGGUAUUUAUCAAGUGGUAAUCUAUGUGGACGAUGACAAUGAUAAUCCACCGGUGUUCAAUAUGCAUUCAUAUUCGGGUUCAAUUAUUGAAAACUCCGCUGUCAACACCGAAGUGACGUUCGAUCAACAGAUGCUCGUUCACGAUGCGGACGUGGGUGAAAAUUCCGUAUUUGACCUUACUUUGCAGGGUGAAGGUAGUAAUUUCUUUACGAUUGAACGACGGAAUGCAACAUCAAAUCUUGUAAAUCAAUUCACCUCCGCCUAUUCGAUUGGAAAUCAACGGUUUGCUCGAACUCUGUCAAAAAUUCAUGCCGCCAACAAAAAUGUGAGCAAUAACUUUUUAGGUGAUUUCGUCAAUGUAGUGCCACAGUAUACAAUUCGAUAUAUUGGACCGAAUGUGAUUGAUCGAGAAAUUCAAAGUUAUUACGAGUUCAAUGUAGUGGCUCGGGACAAAGGUGGCUUAAGUUCCGAAGUUAAGUUCACUCUUUACAUUAUUGAUACCAAUGAUUGUGCGCCGAUAUUCGAUAAACUUGCCAUUUACAAAGAUGCUAGCAUUGAAGUAUUGGAAUAUCCAAACGAUUUAAAAGUUUACUUUGUUGAUCGUUCCGAACCAGACACAUUGACCUAUCCGAUUCGACACCACAUACGAAAUGUACAGCAGGACCAACUGAUGACCAGUGCCAGUAAUAUCAACUAUGAAAUAAUGCAAUUGGCCGAUGGCCAACACAUUGGAACACCACGUCAAAUGAACAACAACAACAAUAUGAUGAAUGGUGCACAAAAUGCAACACGAAUGUCGUCCAGUCGAUCACGUUCACGUCGACGCAAUUUUGAAAAACCAUAUGCCGUCUUUUCCAUACUGGAAAACAUUGACGUUGGCAAUACGGUACUCCGUCUCACGGCUACCGACGAUGACUAUGAGAAUAAUGCACAGGUUACGUAUAAAAUCGUUUCACAAUCACACACUGCACCACGAUCAAGCGCCAAACAAAUGUUCACUACCAAAUUGUUCGGAAUCGAUGAGUCAAGCGGUGAACUACGUGUUAUACGACCAUUACCCGCACAAGCCGAAAUUAUGUUGAACGUUUCGGCUAUAGAUAGUGGCGGAUUGAGCGAUACCACUUUAAUUAAAUUCAAGGUGAAAGAUGUAAAUAAUCACGCGCCAGAGUUUGAAAAGUCAUGGUAUAGCCAUGAUAUCAGCGAAGGUUACUAUAUGCAUAUGGUGAUUGGAAAGAUUGUUGCAACUGAUGAAGACUACGGUGACAAUGCCAAUAUUACAUAUUCGCUGCUUAGCAAUGAUUCGCAUCCGUUUUACAUUACACCAUUGAGCGGUAUCUUAAAAGUCAAUGGCGAAUUGGAUCGUGAAAAAAAGGCGCUUUAUGAAUUUAAAGUGGUAGCGAGUGACAACAGCAAAAAGGAGCAACAACUAAGUUCGACCGUUGAAAUCGAAAUAAAUGUUAUGGAUCUAAAUGAUAACGCGCCAAUUUUCACCGGUUUCGAUGAAAUGCUCACGUUAAACGGUGGCUUUGGCCGUCGAAUAUCCGAUGCCGAUGAGAUCAUUGAGUCGAUUAAUGACGACGAUUUGCCAUACAAUCUACCCGUUUACAAAGCCUAUUUGAAUCGUAACACCGAGCCGGGAACUUAUGUCAAACAAAUAACGGCCAUCGACAAAGAUUUCUCGGGCAACGGAAAUGGUUUGGUUAUGUACGCAUUACGGCACAAUAGUUUGCCGUAUUUCUUCGAAAUUGAUUCACGCGAUGGUGUCAUCACAACUAUCGCCCGAUUUAAUCGAUAUCAAAAUUUGUACGAACACAUCAAUUUAACGAUUAUUGCAUCGGAUUUGGGCACACCGUCAAAAUCAUCAGUGGCAUUGCUCAUUGUUAAUUUACAAGGAACCACCAGCAACAUGGAUAAUGAUUACGAAGAAAUCAUCGGCAACAGUCUAUUCCAACACAAAUACUAUGAGAUUGAAGUGCCCGAAAAUAAUGUGGUGCCAACGAUGCUGUUGCAAAUCAAUGCGACACAUAUACACCGCGAAAAGUCAUUUAAAUGGAGCAUCACAACGGAAUCACAAGGUAGAAAUCGUGAAUUUCGCAUCGAUCCUCACAACGGUACAUUGUGGCUAGUUAGAAGUCUGGACAGAGAAAUGGAAGACACUUACCGGCUUAAAGUGCGCGCUGAUCCAGUUUUUCGAGAAAGUCGCGCCUCAAUUAUGUACCCGAUCACGGAUGAUCGCAUCGGUGAUUUAAUGGACAAUGAAGUUCGAAUCGUGGUUCGUGUAACCGAUGAAAAUGAUAACUCACCGAAAUUCGUUGGUAAUUUCAAGCCAAUUGUUGCAGUCAUACCAAAUACGGCAAAUUUCGGUUAUCCAGUUACAAGAGUUGAGGCAACUGACGAUGAUAUUGGCCUGAAUUCCGAGAUUCGUUACAGUUUAUUGAACGAACCAACGAAACUGUUCGAAAUCGAUGAGAUGUCGGGCAACAUUCGCGUAAUUGGACCGAUCACAAAUGAUCAACGCGUUUACGGAUUCGAUGUUAAAGCCACCGAUCGUAAAGGUGCCGAAGACGGCAGAAGCUCGAUCGUUAAUGUAUUUGUGUAUAUACUUGACGACAGUCGCAACGUACGGUUGGUGAUAGCUGGUACUCCGGUUGACAUCGAACGAGAUCUCAAGAAUUUGACGAGUUCUCUGAGCGAUUUAACGAGUUUCGAUGUUCGGAUACGUAUGCUUGAACCACACAUGAGUGACAACUAUCAACCGGCAACUGAUGUGUAUUUGUAUGCUGUGGAUCCUCGAUCGAACACUGUCGUCGAUAUGGAUGUCUUGCAAAGCAAAAUGGGUUCGAUUCCGAUGAGCAAUUUAACGAUUUCGUCGCGCAUACUUGGACUGGCUGAGCUCGGCGAAUACCAGAGUUUUAAUGCAAAAAUCCCGCAAACCAACUACAAAGGAUCCAAUCUAAAGACAUCGGAAUUAGCCACAAUAAUGCUAGCCAUUGUUGUUUUCACUGGUGGUUUAGCAACAGCCUUCUGCGUUGUCUGCGUUCGAUACAAACGAGAUCGUCACAGUGGGCAUGGGCGACGACAUGAUUUUAUCGAUGUGCCGUUAUCACAGCCCGCUCUGAGUCCCAACUUCAAUUUGAUGGACCAUGAGAAUCGAUGCAUCAAAUACAAUCCACUUCAACAUCAAAAUCAGAAUGUGAAUAAUUUGGACACAUCAGUCCCAUCAAUUCAUUCGAGUGGGUGUGACUCAGGUGUUGGCUUGACCACUCAGUUAAAUGUUGGCUCAAAUAAGCAAUUAGUGCAAUUGAUGCGCAGCUCUCAACGUGAAAAUCUACGCGAUCGUAUGAUCACCGACAAACGAGUUAAGCGAUGCGUUUGUGGCUAUGCGGCUGCAGGUGCGCACGUUUGCAAUGCUGGUGAAGACAGCAGUGAUAGCUACGAAGACAGCUUGAAAAAUGUAACCUGCUUGCGAAUAUCGCGGCGAACAUCUUUCCCAAAAACGAAUGCAUUCCGACGAAGUCUUCGCUCCCAUCGCUUGUCAACGCCACGUGAUCUUCAUCCAUUUUCAGGAGUAAUUUAAACCAACCGCCGAUGAAAAUGAAAACGUGUUUUCAAUUCCUUGUUGAAUAAUAAUCUGCGGAAAGAAAUACAAUUUUCAUUCGACUUUCUCCAGAUUCUGAGAUUCUUCAGGCAGAAUUUUUGGUUUCUACUCUGAUUCGAGAUUGAAUCCAUUCGUGAUUGUAUUAUAGCAUUAGAUAUAUAGGGUAGAAAAUUUAUUUUCUGAUGAUAGAUCGAUUCAACAUUCAAUUUUUUUUUGUCGAACUGCGAAUUAAUUUCACUCAACUAUCUCAACGUGAGCAUGAGCAAUUGAUUGAAGAAAAUGAGUCCAUUUAGAAAAGAAAGUGAAGCUAUUUAGUCUUAUUAUGUUAUGUUAGAUUAUUUAGAAAUGUUAAUUAGUCGAUAAUAAAAGAACAUUAAUUUGAAGUAAGCAAAAAAA
Sitodiplosis mosellana (orange wheat blossom midge) is the source of this 7719-nucleotide messenger RNA. It is a transcript of the gene Cad89D, whose product is annotated as cadherin-89D. Gene Ontology annotation, biological process: homophilic cell-cell adhesion. The record is from RefSeq and is a predicted model, not a curated record. Gene Ontology annotation, cellular component: catenin complex; plasma membrane. The coding region runs from base 640 to 7302 and encodes 2220 amino acids. Gene Ontology annotation, molecular function: cadherin binding; calcium ion binding. NCBI's taxonomy places the organism in Eukaryota, Metazoa, Arthropoda, Insecta, Diptera, Cecidomyiidae. The transcript is spliced from 17 exons.